Molecule: messenger RNA, 1263 nt
Organism: Papilio polytes (common Mormon)
Lineage: Eukaryota; Metazoa; Arthropoda; Insecta; Lepidoptera; Papilionidae
Product: gastric triacylglycerol lipase-like
Exons: 1
Coding region: 1-1263 (420 amino acids)
Biological process (GO): lipid metabolic process
Molecular function (GO): hydrolase activity, acting on ester bonds
Source: RefSeq, a predicted model, not a curated record
AUGUUUUCGAAGAAGGACGUGUUCCUCUUUUAUACGUUCUCACUUUUCUAUUUGUUCAAUGCAAAUCUGAUUUCCGCUAAAUUGGAUAUUGUGAGACAAUUUAAAGUAUUAAAUGGAUAUCCAUUGGAUUCUCAGUUAAAUUUCACCGAAUUGGCAACAGAAUAUGGAUAUACCGCGGAAGAACACACGGUAACUACUGAAGAUGGAUAUAUUCUAACAAUAUUUAGGAUAAUCCAUGGCAGAAAUUGUCAAGGACCAUUACGGAAGCCUCCAGUUCUAUUGAUGCAUGGUCUGUUCAUGAGUUCAGAUCUCUGGAUGGAUUCAGGGCCUGGCGCAGGAUUGGCGUAUCUCAUUUCGGACGAAUGUUACGAUUUAUGGGUAGGAAAUGUUCGAGGAAAUUAUUAUGGUAAAAGACAUACAUAUUUAAAUCCUAAUUCGAUCGAAUUUUGGAAUUUCACAAUUGACGAAAUGGGUCGCCAUGAUGUUCCAGCUAUGAUUGACUACAUAACGAACUAUACAUCGAGCGAUACAAUUAACUACGUCGGAUACUCUCAAGGUAGUUCUAUCUAUUUCAUAAUGUGUUCAGAACAGCAGAGCUACUGUGGAAGAGUACAAGUUGUUAUCUUUUUAGCGCCCGGUUCAAGAUUAACUUACACAAAGUCCAUUCCUUUUAGGUUAUUAACUUCAAUUUAUCAGGUAGGUGCAUCUUUCUUAAUUGAAGUAGGUAUUUAUGAAGCUAUACCAUGGGGUGGUAUCAUUCAACAACUUGGUUCAUUUAUAUGCAAGGACAAUAUCACAGCUGAUACGACUUGCAGAGACUUUUUGAGCAAAUUUGACUCUCCUCAUCCUGAUUCAAUCGAAACGGAGACAAUUCGAGUUCUUUUUGGACAUUUUCCAGCUGGUACUUCAGUUAAAAAUAUGCUAUGGUACAAUCAAGCGCAGAACGUUGAUGAUUUUCAAAAGUUUGAUUAUGGCCAGGAUAUUAACGAAGAAGUAUACAAUUCGAGUACACCUCCUGCUUACAAUCUUAGCGCGACGACGAAUCCAACUGUUGUUAUAAGUGGAAGAAAUGAUUUCUUAUCUGUACCUCCGGAUAAUGAAUGGUUAGUGAAUCAAUUGCCGAAUGUAAUAGAGCAUGUUGUGGUGGAAGAUCCGCUUUGGAACCAUUUCGAUGUACCGUGGAGUAAACUCACGAGUAAAGAUAUUUUUCCAAAGAUCACCGAUUACUUGUAUAGAUACAGCAAAGUUGGACGUGGAAAUUAA